This is a messenger RNA of Athene cunicularia (burrowing owl), 2914 nucleotides long. It is a transcript of the gene SMIM30, whose product is annotated as small integral membrane protein 30. Bases 225 to 410 code for a protein of 61 amino acids. The transcript has 2 exons. NCBI's taxonomy places the organism in Eukaryota, Metazoa, Chordata, Aves, Strigiformes, Strigidae. The record is from RefSeq and is a predicted model, not a curated record.
CGGGGGGAGCGGGGGGGUGCCGGUCCCGCAGCGAGGGUGUGCGCGGGGGCGCGUACCCGGGACGGGCUGGCAGCUCAGUUCGCAUCCCUGCCAGCGUGCGGUGGCCUCCCCGUGCCCACGGGUCCCGAGGAUGCCCCUUGCUGGAAGACGAGGAUACCGCUGAAGUACUUGCUUUCCACCGAUUUCCUCGUUUAACUUGCCCUUGGGGUCAGCUGACCAUCAGCAUGCCUUCUACUGAGAACACCUCAAAACUUUUCCUGGUCCUCGUUUCAUUGCUGGUGGUGCUGCCAGUAGUUGAGGCCCUUGACACAGGAGAUGCCAUCGCCUUCCUACUAGGCCUCGCUGUCAGUGUCGUCGGAUUCUGUGCCUGUCUUGGCUUGUACGCAAGGAAAAGGAAUGGGCAGCAAUGAUUUCAAGAAGAUGCUCAGAUGAAUUGAAUUUCCAGACACGCCGUGUCUGGGAUUUAAGACUUGAGUUUUGAUUCGGGAUAACUUUAAAACCCAUGUAGUAGGUAUUUCUGCAAGCCCCUCUUACUGUGCAAUACAGCAGAAUCAAGACUGUACCCAGUAAAAGGGCUUUGUAGGAUCUGUCCUCAUGGUAGUAGGAUGUUUUAAUAUUGCUUGUGAUUAAAUACUGCCUUAGAGAAGGGUAAGAACUUUCUGAAUGGGGAAGGAAAACCAUAGAGUGGUUCACAGUGUUUAUAAAUGGAACAUGUGAGGGAGACCUUCAACAAGUUCCACAAUUUUGGUUUCAAAGGUUAAUCAGGAGGAAGCAGCUAUUCCAGUCAGGAUGACAGAGCUUUGGAAGUACUCCUAACUAGCUAGCUAGCGAGCAGACUGCUUUGACUUCCAUGCACGUGCUCGCAUUCUUUGUAAUGACAGUUAACACCUAACAGCUCACUUUUGCUGUCACAGGGAUGAGACUUCAGAGAACUAAGAAAAUAAUGGAAAACUUUUUCUUAUGUAUUUCUUUUUUAGAAUAUGCCUCCCCUGUAGCCGGUGUUCUUGUUAUCAAGUAGAUAUACUUAAGAAUGGGGCCACUAUUUUUCUUUAACAUGUGUUGGACAGAAAAGUACAUGUGAGGCUACGUAAAUCAGAUUAGGGAUAUGGUUUUUGUUUCUUGUUUAUUUUUUGUGCUUGGCUUUCCUUUAGGCACAGCAGGUUUAAGGCAUAUUUCAUUUGGUGCUUCUAUUUUUUUUUCCCAAAACUGAAGACUUACCCAUUUUAAUGAGGAGUUAUGUGUGGUAUUUCUGCAUUAGGGGGUUAUUAGAAUUAUAACAAGACCACUGUGUGUGUUUCUUUUGCAAUAUGGAAAGAACGUGUUUUGUUAAAACCCUAGUUUUAGUCAACAGGUCCAUUGUUCUCAGGUGUCUUCCUCAUGACCAAGUUAUGUUGCUAGCUUAAUAUUUAGUCUUCUUGCCUAACUGAUGUAUAUGAGUUCCACAAAAGAUUAGGACCAAAACCAAAUUAAAAAAUCAUGAUACAAUAUGGGAGAUGUAAAUAGUCUUAAUUCUAUUCAUGCUCAGUCAGAUUGCAUGGUAUAUGGUUGAAAGACUCUACUCAGUAGUGUAUCCAGGACCUAUUUCUUUAAGUACCAAAGGUGAAAUGGCACAGUGAAGAAUGUCUACCACAAGUCCCUCUCGCUUAUUAGAGUAUUCCAGCUGUUCGCAUGAGACAAGGAGCACAAUCUGUGCAGAAGGAGCGGCAGAGUAAGGAGGAUAGGAAGGUGAGCUCUCCACAAUACACAGAAUUUCCUUCUGAUCUUGUGCUGUGGACACUGCCACUCUUGCUAGAAAUCUUGGCUUUUAUCUUUCAGAGCUGGGGAAAAAGGUUAAAGAUAUUGCAGGACUAUAUGUUUUGGUACUAUUCCUCCCCUUCCUCUGUAAAUCUCUGUUCAGUAGAACACACAGCAAUGGCUAGAAGAGUUAUGAGGCAGGUCUUAUAUAAGUAAUUGGGUGGGCAGAUCAUGUUCUCCAUAUUCCAAGAUUUCUGUAUGCCAUUUGUGACUGGUUUGACUUUUCCAGCCUCUGAGAAGACACAAGCCCUGGUUAUUUCAGUCUUGCAAUGUACCACUCUUAUGAUUGAUAGAGGGAGGAAGGUAAAGUGAAAGCUUCCAGAAUUGCGUGGGGUUGAAACUGUAGGAGUCAACCCAGCAAGCCACAAGAAUAUAGGUUUCUGCUCUCAAGUUACAGAAAUAAUAAUGGUCACAAAGUUACUCUGGUGAGAUGCAAGUCAUACCACAUAUCUGUUCUUAAACCCUUUCUGUGGCUUCCAAAAGUCAGAAAGGGACAUGGUGCACGAUUACUAUGUACAAAUGAAAUUUAGAGCCUUAACAGGAGCUUCAGACAUUAGUGUUGCCUUUGAAAGCUGCCUAGCAGCAGUAGAUGAUCCUGUAUGUGAUUAUUCAACUGGGUGGAUGCAAGCACACAUCAAGUGUGAUCUUCCAUGUUCCAGCUUGGCUAAACUCUUACCCUUAAAUGGCCAACCAUAAAAUGACCACUUGAUUCACUUUUUUUUUUUUUUUUUUUUUUUUCUUCCCCAAAAUUAGAGAAUUUUGCCAUUUUUUCAGUAGAAUAUUAAGUACAGCUCUUUCAAUAGAUUUAAUCACACGCAGCUUUUCAAGACUCCUUUAUCUUUACUUUGGAAAAGAUCCCUGGCAACAGUUUCACUGCAGGAGAACAAAAUUUUAGCAGAGUAAUUAGCGUUAGGCAAUAGGGAUAUGAAGAACUGUGUUCUUUGCCUGAAGCUGUAUGUACUUCAUUGAAGGAUGUUUGCACAGCCUAAUGGCGUUGUUUCCUGGGUUCUGACAGAAGCUUUAUUGUUAAAGACUUGCAUUUGUCAAUGACUUGAGUAUAAAAUUGGAUAUCCCUGUUUUUCUUCUGUCUUAAUAAACUUUCAUGUAUGAUUUGUCAUCA